AUGUCUAAAAAGAAAAAUGGUAUUUUCUCCAUAUUUCGUCGAUCGAAAUCUAAGGAAACAUCAUCGGCCACCAUUACCUCGGACAAUGGAUCGAAAUUGAAUGAAGAUAAUGCAAGCAUAGUUAAUGAUAGUUUUGCUGAAAUCAAUCGUAUUGUACCAUCUACUCCGACCAACUACAAAUCGAGCAUUUCCUCGAAGCAGGCUGAAGCUAACGAUAUUCAUCUACUAGCUCCACAAUCCACUGAUAUUGCUAAGCCUGUCAAAUCAAAAAAAGCUAGAAGCAAAACAGCAGACAGUUCCAAUAAAAAAUUUAAUCCUGCUCCAGCUCCGCCAAAAUCUUCGAUACCCGUAGAUGCUUAUGAAGAACGAGCUGUGGAUGUGAAACCGAAUGACAAGACCAGAAUGGCAAGUUCGACAAUUUCACAAAUAAAAGAGUCACCAAAAAAAAGAAAAAACAUUCUGUCCGACAAUGACUUGUUGAAGAGAGAUUUGAAUACGGAGGAACUAUGGCAGUUAGAGGAAGGAGCUGAAGAGGCUAGAGGUCGAUCAUCUACCAGCUGCUCUAACUCCUCACAUAACUCUUCAUCCAGCAUGAUUCAAGCUGGUGUUAUUCACUAUUCGCCUCAUGGAACAACACGUUCCUCAUCAGCGUUAUCGCCAGAGCCUAUAACGGACGUCCCUCAUAUUGAGCGGCAGUCAAACAUUCAGCUGAAUGACGAUUACAAAUUAAAAUCUAUUUCCGUCACAAGAUAUGAUGGCAGACCAAAGCAGAGAGCUCCUCUACCUCCAUCAGUUUUUCAACCUUCAAGUCCUGCUCUUCCAAGCUCGAAGAAACGACUAGCUCCUCCACCACCAGCAACACCUCCACCUCCGCCACCAGUUGAAUCCCCAACACUAGAAUCAUCGAAGCCUGGAAAGACAGUGAAACCACUCACAAUAAACACUGAGCUUCCGAGAACAGAGAAAAAAGAGUUCAUUCCUAAAGCUUCGACGGAACGGCCGAAAAACAGCCCUUCAUCCAGACCAGUUCCUUCUUUAACCAAAAAAGAAGAAAUACUACAGAAAAAGUAUGAAGCCUUAGAAAGUAAAUUCACCAAGUGGAAAGAUCUAAAAUCAAUUUACGGAGAGACUGUCGAAGUUAAAAGACUUCAGAAUGAGCUAUAUCGCGAUCACGAUGAAGUUAUGAACCUGGUUAGAGACAGUGGAUUGUACUGGAGUGACACAAUGUCUUUGAAAGGAGUGGAGAAGAAGAAAAGACCAUCAUUAGCUGCUGACACUUUCCAACCUAGAGUAACUCCUGUCCGAAGCCCUCUUUCCAUUGUUGCCAGUCAACAAAGCAUCAAUUCCUUUAAAUCUUCACCAGUGUCUUCUCCUGGAACAUCAAGACCUGUAACACCGAAAUCUUCUUCAAUAUCCCCUACUGCUUCUGAAGACAGUGCUGAUUCGGGUGUUGUUAAAGGAAACUCUCCAAAGCUGCCUUAUAGAUCCCCUGUUGCCAAAACACCAACAACAGACAUUAACUCAAAUUAUAUUCGCCACAGCAAACCAGUCCGAACUGAGGAAGAUGAGAAAACUAGAGCUAUGAUCCGCAUAAAGGAGGAAGCUGAAGACUUCAUUAGGAAAGAGAAAGAGCUCAAGAGACUUUCUACUCCUUCUCCAGUUAUUCCUUAUUCAAACCCAAAGGCUGAAGCCUCGGAUAUAAAAACCAAAGAAAACGCAAAAAUAUCUCCACCCUCUCCAAGAGCUCCACCACCAUCAGCUGUCACGUCUCCUACCAUGAAAAGAGAGAAUGUCAACACUAAACCCAAAUACCAUGUAUACAGGUCUCCAAUGGAACUACAAUCUCCAAUAAUGAAAUCGGCAGCAACUUCUCCAACUCCUCCUCCUAUUCCAUUGACUCCUGUGCCUCCAAUGUCAAAGAGAAGCAGCCAGAUUGUUGUUAACAGCUCAACAAUUGAAGAAAGACCGAAGAUUCCAUCGAACAAAACGAACAGCCCGAGACUUCCCCACAACUCCCCGAUAUUGCCUUCGCCUCGUGUGACCGAUCCGAAGCGACCAACGACGUUCGUUUUCAAAAACCAACCCAGUCCAGUCGUAACAUCCCCGCCAACGAAAUAUUUCGACUCUCCCACUUCGUCAAACUCGCCGAACAUGGUAAAUAUCCAAAAAACCAUGAAAAUAGAAACACCACCAGCCGUGCCCUUACAUAAGCGAUAUACUUCGGCAGAUAAAAAAGUUGAAAUCAAAAGUGUUGAUGUGGUUCGGACAAGUGCGGCCAGCACGACCAUUCAGAUUGGCGGUGAUCAUGAAAAAACUUCUAAAGUUAUAAUGCCAACUUCACGUAACACACCAAACUUUUCCAAUCACCAUUACAAGAAUAAUAAUAACAUAGUUACCACACCCAACAAAACUAUGCGGAAGACCAUGUCGGUCUCGUCAGAAGAAGACCCGUUUGAUAACGUAGUCCUGAAAAAAACUACUAUCACUUCGAACGAGGCUGAGUUGCCCAAGAAGCCAUUAAAGGAAUUCAAAAAAAUGGAACCUACAGUUCUCAAAAAAGAGUUAACAGAAAAUCUUAAGAAGAAAAGUACUCAAUCGACUCCUACAACAGUAGAAGCCGAGCUUGAACACAAUUUCCCAACCUUACGAAGUGUUGGACCACCAAAGGAAAAGAAUGGAAUAGCUUUAGGAAGAGUUCUUGAUUCGCCACCAUCAACGUCGAAGAGCGCUCCCUCAACUCCUUCUGCUCCGAAAAUUCCGAACGCUCCACCACCACCACCACCACUUUUAUCGAAUUCUACAACAUCCCCAACUUCACCUCCACCACCUCCUCCGCCGCCACCUAUGAACUUCAUGCGAUCUGAGAGUGCGCCAGUUAUAAAAAAAUCGACUCCUAGCAUAGCCAACGUUCCACCAUCUCCUACUGCUGGUGCACCAUUAAUCAAUUCACAAGACUUAAUAAAUCAGAAGGGGAAACUUAAGAAAACAAGUCCAGUUGACAAAAAAUCUCCCGUUGCAUCUGAUUUAGUAGGUAGCCUAAUGGAAGAAAUCAGAAAAUCCGGUGGAAUAAACUCUCUGAAGAAGAUUUCAGCAUAA
Messenger RNA from Auanema sp. JU1783, 3096 nucleotides. The record is from the annotation of a GenBank genome assembly. NCBI's taxonomy places the organism in Eukaryota, Metazoa, Nematoda, Chromadorea, Rhabditida, Rhabditidae.